Drosophila ananassae is the source of this 914-nucleotide messenger RNA. It is a transcript of the gene RpL10Aa, whose product is annotated as 60S ribosomal protein L10a-2. The coding region runs from base 148 to 801 and encodes 217 amino acids. The transcript has a single exon. Gene Ontology annotation, biological process: translation. Lineage: Eukaryota; Metazoa; Arthropoda; Insecta; Diptera; Drosophilidae. The record is from RefSeq and is a predicted model, not a curated record. Gene Ontology annotation, molecular function: RNA binding; structural constituent of ribosome. Gene Ontology annotation, cellular component: large ribosomal subunit.
AUCAACUUUGAAAAUGUAACCGCAUUUACCGUUUUUUUUGUUAUUUUUUAAAAUUCAUCACGAAAUCAUCAAUUUUACAAUCAGUGUUUCAUUUAACUCAAACCAAAAACCAUAUAAAAUAUUUUACAAAAUUUCAAACCAGAAAAUAUGAAUUCGAAGGUAUCAUUUGAAACUCUUUAUGAGACAGUCGGAAUGGUGAAGCGCAACUCCCCGUCGGGCCCGGAACACGGCUUCCAUGAGAACGUAGAGCUGCAGAUCGGCCUGAAGAACUACAAUCCGCAAAUCCAGAAGCGAUUCAAGGGUAGUGUUCUGCUCCAAAACAUCGCCCGGCCGCAGCUAAAAGUCUGCGUUUUCGGCAACCAGAGACACUGUGACGAGGCCAGAUCCAUCGGGGUCGACUUCCUCGAUGUGGAGGACCUGAAGAUUCUGGGCUGCGAUAAGAAGUACGCCAAGAGAUUGGCUAAGGAAUAUGACGAGUUCCUGGUCUCUGAGUCGCUUACGAAAAUAGUCCCGAGGCUGCUGGGCCCUGGUCUCACCAAUGCCGGCAAGUUUCCCACUCCGCUGACUCAUCAGGAAUCAAUGAGGUCCAAAAUUGACGUAAUAUCCACGAGUUCGCUGCAAAUGAAAAAAAUCCUGUGCCUCAAUGUGACCGUAGGACACGUUGGCAUGGAAAACGAAGCGCUCACUCAGAACAUAAAUCUUUCGAUCCGAUUUUUGGUAUCCCUGCUGAAGGAGAAUUGGCGAAACGUGCGAUCCCUUCACAUAAAAACAGCAAUGGGUCAACCCCAGAGAAUUUACUAAGUAUUUCAUAGAAGGUGCUAAAUGCAAUGUCGGCAAUGUAUAUUUGUUUGUAAUUUUUUCUGUACAUUUAAAAUCUAUGUAGAUUUAUGUUAGAAUUAUAAUUUAAAUUCCCA